GCGGCGCCCCCCGCGCCCCCGCGGCUCUGCGAGGCGGCUCCCGCCACCCCGGGCAUUCCGGCAAGGGCCAGCGCCCCCGCGUGCCCGCUGCUCCUGGCCGACAAGAGCCCACCGGGCCUGAAGGGCAAGGAGCCCGUGGUGUACCCCUGGAUGAAGAAGAUCCAUGUCAGCGCCGUCAACCCCAGUUAUAACGGAGGGGAGCCCAAGCGCUCUCGAACCGCCUACACCCGACAGCAGGUCUUGGAGCUGGAGAAGGAGUUCCACUUUAACCGCUACCUGACCCGGCGGCGCCGCAUCGAGAUCGCCCACACGCUCUGCUUGUCGGAGCGCCAGGUCAAGAUCUGGUUUCAGAACCGGAGGAUGAAGUGGAAGAAAGAUCACAAACUGCCCAACACUAAGAUGAGAUCCUCCAACUCGGCCUCGGCCUCAGCAGGCCCGCCAGGGAAAGCACAAACUCAGAGCCCGCACCCGCAUCCCCACCCUCACCAGGGCACCUCCACACCCAUUCCCUCCUCCAUAUAAUCUUCUAGAGAUCUAGACCAGUUUCUUUCCCUCACCUGCUUUUCUCUCUUCUGAACCUUUUGCCUUCACCCCUCCCUGGUCUGGAGCAUAACAGACCCCAAAACAAAACCCAACUUGAUGAAAAGGAUGAUAAAAAAAGAAGACAUUAUCCCGGUAAGAGUGUGUGCUGGUUGCCAUCCAGGAGAGGACAAUAGCCAGGAUGCUGGCUGGUGGAACAGGAACCUGCUGGCCUGAACAAGGCUGUCAGGCUUGGGUACCUGAGAAGGACCACUUGGCAUCAAAUACUUUUGAGAUGGCUAAAGUCAGCAAGACAGUCCAUGCUGACUGGGGACGUGUACAUGUAUAUUUGUUGCAAGAAGAAGAAAACAGACCCCUUUCCCACCUUUUUACCUCCCCCUCCCUCAUUAAGGCAGCUCAAAGAAGCUCUUAUUGAACUGAAGAAAUGAGUAGACAUUGUGGACCUCACAAGAUUAUUUAAUUCUCAAAAUUUAUAGAACUUGAUGGUAAAUGUGACCCGUGUUAGUUUCCCUUCUUUGCAUUUAUUUAAAAUAUCGUUGUAGAGAUAUUCUUGUCUUAUUCUGAGGCACAAUCUGGGGGGAGAGGGGAGUGCAUUUAGACCCAUGUGCAGCUGUACAAAUCGUGGUGUGGCUAUAUAGAAAGCCAUGUGCUAAGAAUAAACUGUUUGAAAAAAUUAAAGUUCUAAGACAUAUUUGUGUGUUUCCUACUUUUAAUUAAAAACACAAAAGUUCUUUGAAUUGAGAUGCUUGACCUUGCCUGUAACAAUCUUGUAGAUGGCUUGACUUGUGUUCACUUGGAUUCUGACUGCUCACAUAAUUUGCGUGAGUGUAUUCAACUUGAGCUGAACUCUUGUCAAGCUUGACCCACUGUGGGAAAAGUUCCAAAGAGCAUGAAGGCUCUUGAGCUCUGAGAGGGCUCCUCUUCUUCCCAAACUUGGCCAGGCUUUCAGGCUUCAAGUCUCUGUAAGGCAUAGAAACGUGUCCUUCCCGGCAGUGAAAGGUGAAACCAUGCAGUGCUCCGGGUCCAGGAGUUUCUGCAGCUGUUCUACACGCUGAACUCUGAGCACACUUGGAAAGAAGUGGUCCCUGUGGUAUUUAUUGCACCUUCACACUUAAUCUGCCUGUUUCCCUGGAGAUAAAAAAUAGUUUGUGCAAAGGGUUGAGAUUGCUUUUUGUUUCUUGGCUGUUUUUAAGGUUCUCUUCACUAACUACAGCUUGGGAAUUUUUGUUUGUUUUCU
Molecule: messenger RNA, 1777 nt
Organism: Ceratotherium simum simum (southern white rhinoceros)
Lineage: Eukaryota; Metazoa; Chordata; Mammalia; Perissodactyla; Rhinocerotidae
Gene: HOXA4
Product: homeobox A4
Biological process (GO): positive regulation of transcription by RNA polymerase II; anterior/posterior pattern specification; embryonic skeletal system morphogenesis
Cellular component (GO): nucleoplasm; nucleus
Molecular function (GO): RNA polymerase II cis-regulatory region sequence-specific DNA binding; DNA-binding transcription factor activity, RNA polymerase II-specific
Source: RefSeq, a predicted model, not a curated record